CCGCCGCCACGCCCAUCUGGGCUUACUACCAGCUGCGUCUCUGCCAUACGAGGAAGGAAACUGUUGCAGUCGCGCUCGCCUGCUUUGGCGCCUCGUCGAUGCUCGGCGCGAGCGGGUGCUACCAUCGUUUAGACUGGCGGACGGAGCGGCGGGAGCACCUCGCGAGCCAGCUCGACCACUGUGGCAUCUACCUUCAGAUCGCCUUCAGCGGCGCGCCGCUCUACCUCCUGUUACUGCCGCCGCCGUCCGACUGGGCCGUGAUUGCGGUGAUGGCGAGCUGCGCCGCUGUGGGUUGCGCCCUCGCCCUGAGCCCAGUCGAGCUGAGCCGCCACUUCAAGACGCUUGUCUAUUGCGUCCUGGGGCUGGGCCAGCUGCUGCCCCUCGCCACGUCGUUCUUCUCGCCGCGCAGCGUCAUCUCCCAACUCACGCCGACGGAGCAGGCACUGCUCGCGCUCCUGGCGCUCUCCUAUCUUGUCGGCUCACAGAUCUACGCAAAUGCUUGGCCUGCGCUGUGGCCGAGCGUCUUUGGCUUUCAUGAGCUGUGGUACAUGAAAGCCAGAUCCUCUCUGCUAAAACAGGCACACCGCCACAGUCUCUGAAUUGCCUCUAGGCACGCCCUCGUUGUCGUCGGCUCGGCCUGCUCAUAUGCCGUCAAUUGCAGCCUUCUCCUCCGCCGUGCAGGUUUGGACUCUGGGGUUGCGUAGCGAAAACAGCCAAGUGCGCAUGCAAGUGCGAGCUGCGCGCUCUGCUGCAGCAGCGGCCACAGCUGGCAGUGCUGUGUAUGUG
Emiliania huxleyi CCMP1516 is the source of this 786-nucleotide messenger RNA. RefSeq lists its product as hypothetical. Lineage: Eukaryota; Haptophyta; Isochrysidales; Noelaerhabdaceae. The coding region runs from base 99 to 599 and encodes 166 amino acids. The transcript has a single exon. The record is from RefSeq and is a predicted model, not a curated record. Gene Ontology annotation, cellular component: membrane.